Molecule: messenger RNA, 714 nt
Organism: Podospora anserina S mat+
Lineage: Eukaryota; Fungi; Ascomycota; Sordariomycetes; Sordariales; Podosporaceae
Exons: 4
Coding region: 1-714 (237 amino acids)
Biological process (GO): protein folding; protein peptidyl-prolyl isomerization
Molecular function (GO): peptidyl-prolyl cis-trans isomerase activity
Source: RefSeq, a predicted model, not a curated record
AUGUUUCGACCCCUCCUACCCCGCGGUUGCUCUGCUCUUCCUCGACCUUCCUCCCUCUUUCACCAACUUCCCACUGCUCCAUUCUCUUCCACCUUUUCGUCCUCUAUCCAAUCCAACAUCAGAAACUCCGUUAGAGCUUUCUCAGUCUCAUCAAUCAACAUGGCCCCUCAAGUCUUCUUCAAGGUCUCUUGGUCUGGUCCCACCGGCUUCGAUAGCCAGGGCCGCCCCAACAACGAGAUCGCCGAGCAGGAGGGUACUAUCAAGUUCAACCUCUACGACGAUGUUGUCCCCAUCACCACCCGUAACUUCCGUGAGCUCUGCACUGGCCAGAACGGCUUCGGCUACAAGGGCUCUUCCUUCCACCGCAUCAUCCCCGACUUCAUGCUCCAGGGUGGUGACUUCACCCGUGGCAACGGUACCGGUGGCAAGUCCAUCUACGGCGAGAAGUUUGCCGACGAGAACUUCCAGAUCAAGCACACCCGCCCUGGUCUCCUCUCCAUGGCCAACGCCGGCCCCAACACCAACGGCUCCCAGUUCUUCAUCACCACCGUGAAGACCUCUUGGCUCGAUGGCCGCCACGUCGUCUUCGGCGAGGUUGCCGAUGAUGACUCCAUGCACGUCGUCAAGCUCCUUGAGGCUACCGGCUCCGGCUCCGGUGCCAUCAAGCCUGGUCUCAAGAAGCCCACCAUUGAGGACUCCGGUGAGAUCAACUAA